UGCAACCGGAUGAUAUUCACAUACAAAUGAAAAACAGGAUUAUAGGGAUCCUACAGGAAGGUUACCUGUAAAUAAAAAGUAUGGACGCUAGUAAGGAACCACAAGAUUACCGUCACCGAAGUGGUACUCAGGACCAGGAAACCGAGUACUCUAGUUUGAUAAAUGAGGAUAUAAAUACCCAGAAAAUGAAGGAUUCCAUUAUUGAGUGUCCCUCUGAGAUAAAUGAGGAUAAAACUACACUAGAAAUGAAAGAGUGUGUGAAUAUAAUUGACCACUGUCUUUUAGAAAAUGGAGGUGUUCAGGGCAGAAUAGAGGACAGAAAAGCUAUUGGAACAAUGGAGGAGUCCAAGGAAUCUGACAAACCUGUGGUGGAGAUGGAGGAAGAAAACCCAGCCCCAGAUGGAGGGUUUGGAUGGAUCAUUGUCUUGGGCAGUCUGCUGGUCCAUCUCUUCAUAGGUGGAAUAGAGCGAUCAGCUGGGAUUAUUUAUUUAAAAUUUGAAGACAAAUUUCAAAAGUCUGCUGCUGCGACAGCCUGGGCAACAUCCCUCCCAGCAGGGCUGAGAUUAUCUCUAGGUCCUCUGUGUAGCAUUCUGUGUAACCGAUUCUCCCAUCGAUCUGUGGUUAUCACAGGAGGUAUCAUCUUGUGUAUCAGCAUGAUCAUCACUGCUGUCUCACCCAGUCUAUCUUUCACCUAUUUUAGCUUUGGAGUCUUAGGAGGGAUAGGCAGACUACUAGCGUAUUCCCCAGCUGUAGUUAUAGUAGGCGAAUACUUUAACAAAAGGCGAGGUCUUGCUGUCGGCAUUGCAACAUCAGGUGUUGGAUUUGGCUCCUUCUUGUUCCCUACCAUUAUUGAGACUUUGUUCAACUUUUAUGGCUUCUUUGGCGCCUUUCUUAUCCUUGGAGCUGUGAUGCUGAACAUUUCUGUGUGUGGGUGUUUGUUUAGGCCUCUCUGGCUCCAUAUCAAGAUGAUGGUACAUGACACAAGGGGAAAGAAUAUAAAAGAGUCUGAUGUAGGACCCGAAACAACAGCUUUAUGUGAAGAUGGAUGGGAUAAGCAAAGCAGUGCAAAACUAGAUCAAAAACAAGUAGCAAAGCAAAACGUUGUAUUGGCACCCCAAACAAAAGUGUCAAAAUUCAGGAAGAUGUCUUCAUUCUUUUCUUCAAAUAACGACAGUAAGCCGAAGAAUAAAGUGCUCGAGUUAUCGUUGAUGAAAGAUCUUCGAUUUGCUUCUUUUUGUAUUGCCAUAUUAUUGUUUACCAUAUCAUUCCAGUCAGCCUUUGUUUUCAUACCCGCCUACGCUAAAUCUAAGGGUAUAUCUGAAAUAGAAGCUUCGUAUAUUGUGUCUGUCGCUGGAUUCUUUGAUGGAACUAGCCGUAUAGUUUCUGGGUUUUUACUUGACCUUAAAAGUGUGAAGAAAUACCGACUUUAUAUCUACAACGCUGUACUGUUCCUGGUGGGAUUUGUAUCGUUGGUUGUACCUCAGCUCGACACCUUUGUGGAGCUCAGUGUACUUUGUGGUGUGUAUGGACUACUGGUCGGGACCUACAUCUGUCAGAAAUCUGUCAUCAUUGUGGAUAUUCUUGGCGUGAAAAAACUUGUUAAUUCGUUUGGGCUACUGAUAUGUUUCCAGGGUAUCGGCAUGUUUCUUGGUCCACCUAUUGCAGGUUUUAUGAAAGAUGUCAAUGGUCACUACGACAUCGGAUUCUAUUUUGGUGGAGCAUCGAUGUUUUUGGGUGCUUUGGUUUUAGCACUCGCCAACAUCAUUCAUUAUCUGAGAUUGAAGAAACGAAAUUAUCCACAGCUGCUACAUGCAAUGCUCACGGGGAUUUCACCAGAUUCUAAAUGUAACUGCAAUAUAUGUGUGUGUGGCGUAUGUGCUGUACUAUUUAAGAUAACCAUGGAAAACAAAGGCAGAUACCAUGAUGAAAAUGAAGUUGAGGAUUCAAUGACGGAACAAUCCAUCUUGAAAGAUUUCGAGUCACACAGGAUCAAUGACUUGGACAUUGAGCAAUCUAUGAUUGUGAAAAACGGUACAAAAUCGCAUAGAACAGAUGAUUUAUACUCAGAGACGGAAACUUCAAUGUUAAUGAAUGGAGAUUCCGAGAAAGUGUUUAAACCUGCACCAGAUGUCGCUCCGGGAGGGGGACUUGAUGACGAAGAAGGAGUUGCUGGUAUCAUUGAGGAGACAAAGGAGGAUGAGGACAUAAACUUAGCUCCAGACGGAGGAUAUGGUUGGUUCAUUGUCCUGGGCAGUGUGAUGGUUCACCUCUUCAUAGGUGGACUUGAGAGAUCAUCAGGUAUAUUGUUUAUCAAACUUGACGAAAAGUUCCAACAAUCUGCCGCAGCCACUGCAUGGGUGCUGUCGCUUUCUUCGGGUUUCCGAUUGACUCUUGGGCCUAUAUGUAGCGUGCUGUGUAACCGAUACUCCCACAGGUCCGUGGUUAUAACUGGAUCGCUUCUUGUCUGUAUCAGUAUGGUGGCCACAGCGUUCGCACCCAACCUCACAUUCACAUACUUCAGUUAUGGAGUUCUAGGAGGUUUUGGUAGGUUGCUCGCCUAUGCUCCUGCUGUGAUUAUAGUGGGAGAAUAUUUUAACAAAAAACGAGGAAUCGCUGUCGGUUUGUCAACAUCUGGAGUGGGUUUCGGAUCCUUUCUCUUUCCUACCAUGAUCGAAUUCUUCUUUACGUUUUAUGGUUUCUUCGGCACGUUUCUCAUUCUUGGGGCUGUGAUGUUACAUCUUGCUGUAAGUGGAUGUCUCUUUAGACCCCUGUGGCAACACAUCCAAAUAACUGCGCAUACUACAAGGAGAAAACUUUCUAAGGACACAGAAUUGGGAACAGAAUUGAUGGCGAUGAAUCAGCCUGAACCUAGCCACAAAUGUGAUACAGAGAUUAAUAACAAACAAUCGUCAAUUCAGCAGCCAAAUAAUAAUGAAACUAAUCUAACUAAAAACAAAUUUUCCUUUUCGUCCCGUAAAUCAGAAAGCAAGCCUAAACGUCAAAUAAUGAAUUUUUCUCUGUUAAAAGAUAUACGUUUUUCAUGUUUUUGUGCUGCUAUAUUACUGUUUACGAUAGCGUUUCAGUCCGCGUUUGUGUUUAUACCACCUUACGCUAAGUCUAAAGGGAUGAGUGACCUCCAGUCGUCGUAUGCUAUAGCAAUCGCCGGAUUUUUUGACGGUGUAGGUAGGAUACUUUCAGGAAUUGUAUGUGACUUAAAGAAAGUUAAGAAGUAUAGAGUAUACAUCUACAAUGUUGUUAUGUUCUUUAUUGGGGCUGUGUCAUUUAUAGUGCCGUACAUCGACACAUUUGAGGAACUUUGUGUGGUGUGUGCUUUUUACGGAUUAACGGUAGGAACAUACAUUUCCCAGAAGUCUGUCGUCAUUGUGGACAUUCUGGGCGUGAAAAACUUGGUGAAUUCCUUCGGAAUAUUGAUAUUUUUCCAAGGAAUCGGCAUGUUUCUGGGCCCGCCAAUAGCAGGUAUCAUGAAAGAUAUAAACGGUCAUUUCAAUGAUGGCUUUUAUCUUGGAGGAGCUUGCAUGAUUUUUGGUGGCUUGAUUUUGACAGCAGGAAAUGCACACCACCAUUUGAGACAGGACAAGAAAGAGCAUUGAAAGUCAAAUAGAUUGGUACAGAAAACACAGUAAAUAUCUCAAACAUAAUCUUCAUAAUAUUCAUAAUUAAUCGCUUCUAAAAUUUGUGUGGACCCGUUUAUUCUUUUUCAUUUAUUUGAAUAUACUUUUUUCGAAACAGAUAUACUUCGUUAGAUAUAAACAUGGUUUCCUCGUUGACAAAGCCAAUCUACAUUUAAUUUCAAGGAAGAAUCAGACCUCUGCUUAACGUUUUUGUUAUGCUUGAUAGUAUUGCCAUGAAACAUAUGUAUGGUUAAUUUUUGUGUACAUUGUAUAUAAUAUACACGACUAUACAUGACUUUAUAAGUAAACACGACAUAUUAACGGUGCUCCCUUUCCUUUAUCUCGAUAACUUUACCAUUUAACUCGAAGCUAAAUGACAUUGACUGUGUUCGAUUUUUACGUGAAAAUGGCGGAUUGUUAAUAUACAAAAGCAUUUCUAUUUUUGUUUUCACGUGUAACUUGUAUGAUACAAGUCAAGAAAGAAAUACUGUUUUUUUACUGAAACGAAUCGUCUUAUUUUGUAAAUUAGAAAUCUCAUAUCACUUGAGGUAAAGUAUACAAACAUAUAGUAUUGAAACUACAGGGUAUGAUUUAUUGAUGGUGUAAAUGUAUGUAUUAAUUUAUGUGUUAAUUUUUAAUGAGAUGGAUACAAAACAAAGACUGUGAAAGUUGUAUGACUAGGGUGGCAUCAGGGAAUAUUUAUGUAAGUUUUAUAACUAAAGUGGCAUCAAGAAAUGAAUGUGUAAGUUUUAUAACUAAAAUGGCAUCAAAGAAUGAAUGUGUAAGUUUUAUAACUAAAAUUGCAUCAAGGAAUGAAUGUGUAAGUUUUAUAACUAAAGUGGCAUCAAGAAAUGAAUGUGUAAGAUUUAUAACUAAAAUGGCAUCAAAGAAUGAAUGUGUAAGUUUUAUAACUAAAGUGGCAUCAAGAAAUGAAUGUGUAAGAUUUAUAACUAAAAUGGCAUCAAAGAAUGAAUGUGUAAGUUCUAUAACUAAAAUUGCAUCAAGGAAUGAAUGUGUAAGUUUUAUAACUUAAGUGGCAUCAGGAAAUGAAUGUGUAAGUUUUAUAACUAAAAUUGCAUCAAGGUAUGAAUGUGUAAGUUUUAUAACUAAAGUGGCCUCAAGAAAUGAAUGUGUAAGUUUUAUAACUAAAAUUGCAUCAAGGAAUGAAUGUGUAAGUUUUAUAACUUAAGUGGCAUCAGGAAAUGAAUGUGUAAGUUUUAUAACUAAAGUGGCAUCAAGGAAUUAAUGUGUAAGUUUUAUAACUAAAGUGGCAUCAAGAAAUGAAUGAGUAAGUUUCAUGACAGGAGUGGCAUCAAUGAAUGGAUGUGUAAGUGGCUGUGCGAGUUUUGUGGCUAAAGUGGCACCAGUGAUUGGCUGUGUAAGUUUUGUGACCAAAGUGGCAUCAAUGAAUAGCUGUGUUGGUGAUUGUGUGAGUUUUGUGACUAAAAUGGCAUCAAGGAAUGAAUGUGUAAGUUUUAUAACUAAAAUGACAGCAAGGAAUGAAUGUGUAAGUUUUAUAACUAAAAUGGCAUCAAGGAAUUAAUGUGUAAGUUUUAUAACUAAAGUGGCAUCAAGAAAUGAAUGUGUAAGUUUCAUGACAGGAGUGGCAUCAAUGAAUGGAUGUGUAAGUGGCUGUGCGAGUUUUGUGGCUAAAGUGGCAUCAGUGAUUGGCUGUGUAAGUUUUGUGACCAAAAUGGCAUCGAUGAAUGGCUGUGUGGUGGCUGUGUGAGUUUUGUGACUAGAGAGGCAUCAAGGAUGUAUUGUACGAGUAACCAUCUGACCAGAUAAAUGUCUAGGAAUACCCGGUCGUAACAUUUUAUCUAGAGAUCUUCAAGGAAUACUGAUGUGAUAGAGUGGAAUUCUUUGUUUGAGUGAUCUUUAUCAAUAUUAGCUAUCGUUUCAACAGUACGUGUAUUUACGAGCUAUGUAUAGAUUGUUACAUUUAAGGUUGUAAAAUGUUGUUAAUAUUGGGAAGGUACUUAUACUAAACAGAACUGGUGCAGAGCAAUAUAUUGUUCAUAAUUGUUAUGAAUUAUGUUUUGAAAUGAAAUAAAAUAUACAAUG
This is a messenger RNA of Mizuhopecten yessoensis (Yesso scallop), 5696 nucleotides long. RefSeq lists its product as uncharacterized. Gene Ontology annotation, molecular function: monocarboxylic acid transmembrane transporter activity. Gene Ontology annotation, biological process: monocarboxylic acid transport; transmembrane transport. The coding region runs from base 81 to 3611 and encodes 1176 amino acids. The record is from RefSeq and is a predicted model, not a curated record. NCBI's taxonomy places the organism in Eukaryota, Metazoa, Mollusca, Bivalvia, Pectinida, Pectinidae. The transcript is spliced from 14 exons.